Liolophura sinensis is the source of this 1791-nucleotide messenger RNA. Its product is annotated as tripartite motif-containing protein 46-like. The record is from RefSeq and is a predicted model, not a curated record. NCBI's taxonomy places the organism in Eukaryota, Metazoa, Mollusca, Polyplacophora, Chitonida, Chitonidae. Gene Ontology annotation, molecular function: ubiquitin protein ligase activity; protein binding; zinc ion binding. Bases 1 to 1791 code for a protein of 596 amino acids. The transcript has 6 exons.
AUGGCCGAAAGCAUGCAGAAGCGGGAUGAUGUUCUCACCUGUUCGAUAUGCACGGAAACAUUCCGGAAACCAGUAAUGCUACCCUGUCAGCACAGUUUCUGUAGUGUAUGCAUUGAUUCGUACGCUGACAAGUUCAAACAUGUACAGACAGACGAGAGCUCCGACAGCACUGGGUAUGAGGACGUUCAUCAGCUGAUAGCAUGCCCUGUGUGUCGGUCACCAACCAGUGUGGGGAGAGAUGGUGUAGCUGGUCUGCCUCCCAACUUUCACCUGGCAGAUGUUGUGGAGAAGUUCUCAUCUGGUGUAAUUGUUGAGGAUGACGCCCCAUAUUGUUCUCUGUGUGAGGAAGGUAAUCACGUCAAAGCUGUCAAGUUUUGUACCAACUGUGGUGUGUUCUACUGUGAGGAAUGUCUAUCUUUUUGUCACCCAAUGAGGGGUCCUCUGAAACGUCACCAACUGAUUUCGCCCCUGGAGUACCUCUCUCAGGAAACCUCACAGGGUCAAGUCAGCAGGGACCACCAAUCAACCCAGCAGCCGUCGUGUGCGAGACAUGGUCAGCCAUUCGGCUUGUACUGUGAACCGUGUCGGAUGGUGAUCUGUAUGGGGUGUGUGAUUGAGCAUCAGGGACACGCUAUGCGGGAUAUACCAUCAGCAGCUGAGAAUGACAAGCCAGCUGUUUUCAGCAUGACUAAUGAACUGAAGAAAGUCUUAGGCGAAACUAAGGAAUCACUGUCAGGAGUUCUGAGGCUGCACAGUAAGAUACAGGAAAACCAGAAGCUUCACACUCAGGAGGUAGAAAAGGCUUAUUGUGCAGCCUUGGAAGCCUUACAAGCCUGGAGGCAGCACUCCUUAGAUGGCAUAAGAACCCGCUAUUCACAGUGGAGUGUGGAGUGUAGUGCUAUACUCAAACAUUUACAGCUACAGGCCCAGGAAAUGGAGAGGAUGGUACAGGCUUCCAAUGAUUUAUUAGCAUCAAUGGACGUGGAGUUUUUGCAGGGUUCCACGGACUUCACCAAAACAACUGAUGACCAGCUGAAUGGGAUAAGAGCAGAACUGGAGAAACAUGAGGUCAGCAGACAGAAGCUUCUAGCUUCUGUACAACAUGACCAAGUUGUUCCUAGACAGGUGACUGUAAAAGAGACAAUGCAAGAUCGCCAGGACUUAGAAGCAGCAGUCGGUGGACAAAUAUCUCCCCUACGUGUUACAAAGCCGACACUGAGAUUCACAGAGACAGACGACAGGAAGCUGAGAAUCACUGACAGCGGCUGUGUGGUAGAGGCUGAGGACUUGUCCUGGGUGUUGUGGUGGAGGAGAGCUGUGACAGACGGGCGUUACCAGACGGGCAGGUACUACUGGGAGAUAAACAUCACCUGUUCACAUGACUGUUACUGUGAUGUAGGAGUGACACAAGAGAGCUGUGAUGUGAGUGAGGUGACAGACCGUGGCCGUAACUCCUGGUACAUUGAGAUGGAGUACCGUUGUGAUGAGGUCAGGUGUGAUAGUCACAGUGGUCGUGGUGAGAUCAAACCUGGCUAUCUACAGUGGAGACGUUACACACGACCUCAUCACCUGGGUGUGUACCUGGACUGUGAUGACCACACACUGACAGUCCUGGACUGUGACAACAACCAGGUAAUGUACACUGUCAGUGAUGUUAUCGUCACAGAGCCUCUCGUGCCAUCGGUUGAGUUUGGUGUCUGGUCUGAAUCUGUGUCUGUGUCUGCUCGUCUGAUAACGGGUGACUCUGCAACUCUGCCUCCAGUUCUCUGUGAUAUGAUAAGGACUUCCUGA